Salarias fasciatus (jewelled blenny) is the source of this 953-nucleotide messenger RNA. It is a transcript of the gene c5h1orf74, whose product is annotated as chromosome 5 C1orf74 homolog. The coding region runs from base 110 to 901 and encodes 263 amino acids. The transcript has a single exon. NCBI's taxonomy places the organism in Eukaryota, Metazoa, Chordata, Actinopteri, Blenniiformes, Blenniidae. The record is from RefSeq and is a predicted model, not a curated record.
AACAGAUUUAUUAUUCUAUUUACCAUUUUUCCUAUUCCAAGACGGGCAUCUGAAGUACGCCUGCUUACCUUGGAGCAUUUGAGUGUUGUGUGGUGUGAUUUCUGCAGCCAUGUCCGCUCAGGAGCUGCUUGUUGCUGCGGCUCGUCGAUGUCUGCGCGCUGGUAGAAAAUCUCUCUCCGUUACUCAGAGUCUGAACUUGGCCGCUCAGGUCUGUGCUGUUGAUGUAGGAUUGAAGCCCUCUCUGCUGUAUGAUAUCAACGGUGCCGAUGCAGAGCAGCUGCAGGAGUAUUUGAGCUCUUUGCAGUCUCUCCAGCUGGUGUCCAGGUCUCUCCUCGUGAUGAGUUUAAAUGGGAACAGUUUCAUCGUUAAUCCAGCUACGGUAAAAACGAAUAUACAGCAGAUGCUGGAGGACAGCAGCGUCGCAGUGGUCGACGUCUGCCAUUCACUGGAGAGCCCCACGAUUGCUAACCUGCAGAAAUGCGAGCUGAGGAGUGUGGGACAAGAGUUGCUAAAUCUUAUGGAAGAGUUUGAAAAACAUGAGGAGGCUGAAAAACCUCUUUACGUUGGAGAGGGAAUUGAGGACUGGAACCUGUGCUCAGUGUUCGGACUUUUGCUAGGUUACCCGGUCGUCUAUUGGUUUGAUCAGACGACGGGUUUCGAGAACUGCCUGUCGAUGACUCCCCUGAUGGUGAUCACAGCCUCGGCGACAUGGCAGGCAGACGCCACCGCUCACAGGUGUGGCCUGUAUUCCUUCAGCCUCCCAGCUGCCCUGCAGGAAGAGACGCAAUCCAACCUGGACAGCUGGAAACUCCGUCUUCAAGAGAAAUUUGAGCAGCAACACGUUUUGAAAGACCUCAGUUUGAGUCAGUCCCACGUCACUCUGUCCUCUGUGUGUUUGUGAUGUUCAUCUGUUUAAAAUAAAAACAGCUCCGGUACAUUGAGUCUGUCACUCA